AUGGCGAGGACUUUCUCCGAACCGGCGCGACCGGUCUCGUGGCGAUUGUUUCAAUCAAGGCACUUCGAGCCCAGUUUUGCUCUGGCCGUCUCUGCGCUGAAACACGAUUUCAAUAUCUCAAACUCGUACGUGGACCGGGACGCGCCGCUUGCAAAUGGUUCCAAAGAAGCCACCACGGUUCGGCAAUAUCUUGUUGGGCACAGAGAUGUCAAACCCUUGGCUGAAGUUCAAACACACCGCACGCGUUACUCUGGAAUGACCAACACUGCCGAUGUCGCGAACUGGGCGACUCUCGAUGCUUCGAUCUCGCUUGGUUCAGCGUCGGCUUCUGCGUCAAGCGGUCACCGGACCGCUAGCCUUGCGCUUCUGGCUCCUCGACGGCCCGAUGUCAAUCCUGCCCAAUUCGAGGAGAGUCAGCUCCGAAGCUAUGCCCCAGUGCCAAAGUCCUCCGCUUCGUUUUCUCAAGAAAAGCGGCUAUCAAGCUUCAUCGUCGGCACAUACAACGACGCCCAAGGCACUGAAUCGCUCAUCAAAUCUCUGCCCAAGGAUUCACUCGCCGCGAUUUCACUAGAACCCAUGCAAAUGCUCGUUUGGAUGCGCCAGCCCAACCGUCGCAACAAGCCGGGUUACCGUGUUGAAUGGUCAAAGUUCCUAAAAUCUCUGACGAAAUUGAGUUCAGCAGCUGUUUGGAAACCCAGUAUCGAGAAGUUAUCGUUUUUAACGGAAUCUCUCUCGCCUGAUCGAAACUCCAUUUGGGAGGUGAUGGGGAAAGAGAAACUCGGAUGA
Messenger RNA from Fonsecaea pedrosoi CBS 271.37, 786 nucleotides. RefSeq lists its product as uncharacterized. The record is from RefSeq and is a predicted model, not a curated record. The transcript has 2 exons. The coding region runs from base 1 to 786 and encodes 261 amino acids. Lineage: Eukaryota; Fungi; Ascomycota; Eurotiomycetes; Chaetothyriales; Herpotrichiellaceae.